AUGGGUUUCGCGGGGAACGCAGAGCCCGGCAGCGACCACGUCCAACAACCGGUGGCGUCCUGGCUCAAACGCGUCGUGUACGGGACCAAGAUCUCGUCGCUGCAGCAAUGGUACUUCCAGAAGGCCGGCUUCGAGGCGUGCGUGUCGUACUUCUAUCCGCCCACCAUGCGACCCGACCUCAUCAAGCAGUAUGACUGCAGAAAGGCCUUGCCUAUACGCAUCUUCUUCCCCUCCGACUACGACCAGACAUCACCGCAGUCGCUCCCGACGCUCUUCACGAUCCACGGCGGCGGCUUCUGCAUCGGCGUCCCCGACGACGACGACACGUGGAACCGCAGCUUUGCCGACCUCAACGGCGUCCUCGUCAUCGCGCUACACUACUGGAAGGCCCCCUGGACGCCGUGGCCGCACGCGCUGCACGACCUCGAGGCGCUCUUCCUCGCCGCCAUCGCCGACGAGUCCCUGCCGAUCGAUAGGGCGCGCGUCGCGCUCGGCGGCUUCAGCGCGGGCGGCAACCUCGCGCUGUGCCUGUCGCAGAUGCCGUCCCUAAACUCAUAUUUUAUCUGGCGGUCUCGACAGUCGAUACUCUGUCACGGUACAGCGGUGCGGUGCCGAUCACGCCGGCGAGCUGGUAAGCUGGUCGGCAAGCUGCCGGGGAUCCGGGGGUCCCGGCGGGACUUUGUGCUCGAGUUCGCCGACGUGUUCGACUGGAGCUACAUACCGUACGGGACGAACCUGCGGAACCCGCUUGUGUCGCCGCUGUACGCGGCGCGCGAAGAGCUGCCGGCCAACGUGUGCAUCGUGGCGGCGGAGCUCGACUACCUCGCCUACGAGGCGUGGGAGCUGGCGUGCAAGCUGGGCGGGCGGCCGCGGCCCCCCGUCGGCGGCGCCGUGGGGCGGCCCGAGCCGGCGGCGGGGGCCGGGCGGGAGCCGCAGGAGCUCGAGCUGGAGGACGAGAGGUUCGCGUGGGAGGCGGCGGACGCGCGGGGCAGCGUCAAGUGGCUGCUCGUGCCGGACGUGGUCCACGCCUUCGACAUGCACGAGAUGGGCGCCGCGCAGAUGGACCCCGCGAGCACCAGGGACGGCAACGCAAAGGCCGUCAAGGUCAUGGGGGUCGUGGGAGAGUGGCUGAGGAGGACGGCGUGGAAGUGA
This is a messenger RNA of Colletotrichum graminicola M1.001, 1152 nucleotides long. Its product is annotated as alpha/beta hydrolase fold protein. Gene Ontology annotation, molecular function: hydrolase activity. The record is from RefSeq and is a predicted model, not a curated record. Bases 1 to 1152 code for a protein of 383 amino acids. The transcript is spliced from 4 exons. Lineage: Eukaryota; Fungi; Ascomycota; Sordariomycetes; Glomerellales; Glomerellaceae.